UCUCUGCCAGAUGGCGGCACCUACCGGCUUAGCUUUUGGCAGCGAGAAAGUGCAGCUUUUGGAGCAGCUCAGUAUGUGCUACUAAUAUUUCCUUACUUAAUUUCUACGGUUGCUUUUAUAAAAUCCUGGUAGCUUCACUUUAGUUCUUUCUGCGGCCAAAUGAAGGUAUGUCUUCGAGGACGAAGCCGAGGAAUGCAGCCAAUUCAGUCGAUUCCGCCACCCUGUCCAUGAAUGAGAGGAUUCUCAGGGACUGCCAUGCUCUCUAUGUUGACCCUGAAAAUGGCCUGGUGAAGAUCGCCGAGUCUCUCGAUCUGCACCUGCUGCCACCGCGGAAGAAGAUCGUCGUGCUGCUCAUCGGGAACCACUCUGCGGGCAAGAGCUCCUUCAUCAAUUGGUACAUCGAGGAACAUGUCCAGAAGACUGGAGUGGCGAUCGAGACGCAGGGAUUUGCUCUCGUCACCAGCGGGAAGAAGCGAGAAUCUCUUACGGGCAAUGCAACCCUGCACUUGUACCCCCAUUUUAAGCCGCUGCAGAAAAUCAAAGGCGUGGUGGACUACCUGACGACGGAGAUCUCUACAUCACGGCAGAAGAAGUUCAGCCUGGUGACCUUCAUCGACACCCCUGGCCUCGUGGACGGGGACAUGAAGUACCCGUACGACGUCAACGAAACCCUCCUCUGGCUGGGCCAGAUGGCAGAUCUCAUCUUUGUGUUCUUCGACCCUAUUGGUCAAGCACUGUGCAAGCGCACUCUCAACCUGGUGGAGGCGCUCAACGCCAAGUUCGUGGACAAGAUGCGUUUCUACCUGAGCAAGGCCGACGAGGCGGGACACGAGGCUGACAGGCAGAAAGUGAUGAUGCAGAUUGUCCAAGAGCUGUGCAAGAGGCCCGGACUGAAUCGUUGCGGCUUCGACAUGCCCACCAUCUACAUUCCGAAUGCAAGCAAGGCUGUACGCUGCAUGAACCAGAUCGAGGAGGUGUGCAAAGACAUUGAGAAGACAAUUAGCCAGACGGUGCAGAACACUCUCAACACACUGGAACAUGACUGUGAACUACUUGCCAAUGAAGCGCAGCAGAGGAUUAGUGCCGACAACCAGAGCCGCUCGGAGAACUUCAGCACGGGCGGGCGGGGUCUGUGCCUUGGCCUCUUCGGCCUGGUGGUGCCGCUGCUGCUGAUGCUGAACCUGGCCCUGAGGAGCACCUCGGAGGCACGCCUCUACUCCCUGCUGGGAGCCAACACCGCCGACCUCCUGCUUCUCUUCACCCUUCCCCUCGAACUGGUGUCUGGUAUCCUGCCAGAGUCCAUUCGAUUUGCCUUUGUCCUCGUGCUGUUCUCCAUCUCUGCCGUCUUCCUGCUUAUAGCCAAGUUGCACUCGAGGUUCAAGCCAACGCUGACGAAAAAGCAAAAACGCGCUCUCCAAGAGACGCACAGCUACCUUAUCAAUUUUGUCAAGCCAAAAAAGCAGCGACUGUACCAAGAAUACCUGAGGCAAAGCGUUGCGGACUACGACUUGUGACCCUACCCCAGCCUAAGCAGCUUCCCCUACCUUCCCAGUUAUGCUGGAGGCUUUUUUAGCGCUAAAUGCCAAGCUGAAUUUGUUUUAAAUAAAUUGAGCAAGCACA
Molecule: messenger RNA, 1620 nt
Organism: Ixodes scapularis (black-legged tick)
Lineage: Eukaryota; Metazoa; Arthropoda; Arachnida; Ixodida; Ixodidae
Exons: 13
Coding region: 168-1514 (448 amino acids)
Molecular function (GO): GTPase activity
Source: RefSeq, a predicted model, not a curated record